This is a messenger RNA of Nomia melanderi (Alkali bee), 1610 nucleotides long. The record is from RefSeq and is a predicted model, not a curated record. Lineage: Eukaryota; Metazoa; Arthropoda; Insecta; Hymenoptera; Halictidae.
AUUGUUUGCACGUGUCGUACUAUUUUCUUUGUGUACGUUACAAAAUUGCAUUUCACUUGCACCUGUGUAAAAUGGAAGCCUAGGAAAACAAUGUGCUUAGGCCAGCCCACUGUCAGGAUAAUGUCAGGUGAUCAGCACGUGUCACGAUUCUGAAAAACCUGAUCACCGUAGGUGAUAAUAUUUAUACGGACGAUUUACGGUUUGCAAUUCAAAAAGAAUGCGAUACAAACAAGCCUCCGUGAUCGACCAAUCAGCAUGCGAGAUGCCGAUCACCGAUUUUGACGCGCUCAUAUUUAAGCGAGAUACAACUGCGAUUAGAACUAUUACAAAGAAAUCACGGAGAGAAAUAAUAUCACUCGUUCCGCGCUUACCGAUCAUUCAAAAUGACUACAUACACAGAUAAAGGUCCAAAGCCCGUAGGAGGAAAGUUCUUGUGUUUCGAUCAUAUAACAUUUUGGGUUGGAAAUGCGAAACAGGCUGCUAGCUAUUAUUGCUCUAGGAUGGGUUUUGAACCUUUGUGUUAUCGUGGUUUGGAAACUGGCUCAAGGCAUGUAGCAUCCCAUGUUGUUAAACAAGAUAAGAUUAUUUUUGUAUUCGAAUCACCGUAUAAAUCUGAUAAUGAAGAUAUAGGGAGGCAUGUUUUAAAACAUGGUGAUGGUGUUCAUGAUAUUGCCUUCACUGUUGAAGACAUUCAUACCAUUGUAAAGGUUGCCAAGGAAAAGGGUGCCAAAAUAAUUAAAGAUAUAUGGGAAGAAACGGAUGAAUACGGCACUGUAAAGUUUGCCACCAUAAAAACUUAUGGAGAUACACAUCAUACCCUUGUAGAUAGAUCAAAGUAUAAAGGAUACUUUUUACCAGGAUUCCAAAGACUACCAGAAGAUAAAUUUGCCAAAAAUUUAUCAAAAGUUGGAUUAAACUUUGUGGAUCACAUUGUCGGCAAUCAACCUGACAAGCAAAUGGAACCUGUCGCGAAAUGGUAUGAAGAAUGUCUACAGUUUCAUAGAUUCUGGUCAGUGGACGAUAGUCAAUUACAUACAGAAUACUCUGCUUUACGUUCUAUUGUUAUGACUAAUUGGGAGGAAACCGUGAAAAUACCUAUUAACGAACCAGCUGUUGGAAAGAAACGUUCUCAAAUACAGGAGUACGUUGAAUAUUAUGGCGGGGCAGGAGUGCAACACAUUGCUCUGAACACAGAUAACAUAAUCAAUGCUAUACAAAAUUUGCAUGCCAGAGGUGUAGAAUUUCUGAAUGUACCAGAUGCUUACUAUGAUAUGUUAAGAAGUCGUCUGAAAGCUAGUGGAGUGAAAAUUUUAGAAGAUCUUAAUACGCUUCAGAGAUUAAAAAUUUUGAUUGAUUACGACGAGAAAGGAUACCUUCUACAAAUAUUUACUAAAAAUAUGCAAGACAGGCCGACCCUUUUUAUAGAAGUCAUUCAAAGGCGUAAUCAUAAUGGAUUUGGAGCUGGAAACUUCCAAGCCUUAUUUGAAGCUAUAGAAAUGGAACAAGCUAAACGUGGGAAUUUGUGAAAUUACAUAGACCAUAUGCUAAUUAAUAUUAAAUAUUAAUAUGUACAGACAUUUUGCACAUAAGAAAUUUAUAUAAUAAAGUUU